Molecule: messenger RNA, 1284 nt
Organism: Phyllotreta striolata
Lineage: Eukaryota; Metazoa; Arthropoda; Insecta; Coleoptera; Chrysomelidae
Source: the annotation of a GenBank genome assembly
GGCAAAUGUAAGUUGACUAUUGGAAAAUCCAACGGUUUUUAAAGUCAGUAUAUUACAGGGUGGAGCAAUUCGAUAUUCUAUUAAAUUUAUUACUUUCUUUGUUCUACUCAAAGAAUUGCAAAUAAAAUUUGCACUUACCCAUAUGUACAGAUAUUUACAGGGAGUCCCUGUCAUAGGAGAGAAACUUUAUCAACAUUGACAUCUGUAAUUUCUGGAAAAAUUCCUCAUUUAACAUUGCAAAUUUGAGGUUACAACCACGAAUGUCACAUUGGCAACUUCAUUUAUUAAAAUACACAAAUCUCCGCAUUCAAGAUUCCUCGAACUUGCACAAAUUAUGGGCAACUCCUCGUAUUCUAUUCCAUCUUCUACAUAGUACUAGCGGCGUUCUUCGCGAUUUGCAUGCAAGGUUUAUUCGCCACGUUAGACGACAAACAGCCCAAAUGGAAAUUGGGCGAGAGUUCGAUCGGAACGAAUCCCGGCUUGGGCUUCAGGCCCAUAUCUAACAACACCAAAGAGGGCUCGUUGAUUUGGUACAAUCUCCACAACAGCACCACCUCCCAGCAGUGGAUCAACCUGGUCGAAGAAUUCUUACAACCUUACAAUGCCAACCAGUCGGGCAAGAAUUUCGCUGAAUGCACCUUCGAAAGCCCGCCCGAGGAAGGGAAAGUGUGCAAGACCACGUCGGACCACUUCGGGCCCUGCACGCCCCAGAACAAGUACGGCUACAACAGCCCCUCGCCUUGCGUCUUCUUGAAGCUGAAUCGAAUCAUCGACUGGACGCCGAGGGUUUUCAACUUUUCCCAAGCGGGCAUGCCCCCAGAGCUGGCUGAUUACGUUGAUAAUUUGAAUGCGACUAACUCCACGGAACGUAUGGUGUGGGUGUCGUGCAACGGCGUGACCCCCAUAGACAAGGAGCACAUUAAAGGAUUCAACUACAGUCCUAGAGGCUUCGCCAGUUAUUAUUACCCGUACAAAAAUGUAGACAACUAUUUAAGUCCGAUCGUUGCCGUACAAAUCGUCGACGUCACACCCAACGUCGUCAUUCAAGUGGAAUGCCGCGCCUGGGCGGACAACAUUAAAUACGUCGGUGGUUCUUUGAACAGGGCUGGUUCCGUGACGUUCGAGAUCCAGGUGGAUAAGAUCCCGGUGAAUUCGACGACGGGCGUGAAAUCGCCGAUGGCGUCGGCGUACAAGGAUAAAAUGCCGUCGACGAGCGCCGUCGAGGCGCCGACGACGGUCAGCGCCGUUUUGAACGCGUCGGUCGUCGGUUCCACUACCGCUUAG